This is a messenger RNA of Drosophila erecta, 1201 nucleotides long. RefSeq names its product trypsin-3. Gene Ontology annotation, biological process: proteolysis. NCBI's taxonomy places the organism in Eukaryota, Metazoa, Arthropoda, Insecta, Diptera, Drosophilidae. Gene Ontology annotation, molecular function: serine-type endopeptidase activity. The transcript is spliced from 3 exons. The coding region runs from base 25 to 555 and encodes 176 amino acids. The record is from RefSeq and is a predicted model, not a curated record.
UGUCUGUCACUUUUAAAUCUAAAUAUGCUGCUCGCAUACUUGUUGCUGCUGAAAAUUCCUUUGGUUUUGCCUAACAAUAUUACCACGAGUAAUAUCAACCAUUAUCACGAGCCAACCUACAGCCAUCUGAGUUCGUAUCUGGUAUCGUUGCGGACUCGUAAAUAUAUUCACUCUCCUGGAGAUAAUCACUUCUGCACCGGAGUUAUCCUAACCAAUCGCCAUGUGCUUACCUCAGCACACUGCAUUACGGACAAAAACGGUGUAAUGAUGAGCCCUAAACGGAUUGUGGUGGCACUUUGCGCGGCUCUUUUUAAGACUCCGGAGUCGGAGGAAUUUGUUGUAGAUAUUCAUAAUAUGCUUAUCCACCCGUACUACCAACGGAACCAGCACAAUGAUAUAGCUAUAAUAAAACUGAAGAGGUAUGUGAGGUUGGACGGCCAUCACCUGGCCCCAGUUUUGCUUGGCAACUCCUCGCUGGAAGUGGGAAAUGAUUGCAAGACCAUUGGUGGAAACUUCGGCGUACGAGUGGAGGCAAAGAUUUGGAUCAUUCCAUAGCAUGUUGCUUGUGAAUGUCGAACUGCGGCCAUUCGACGAUUGUCUGAAGGUGAAGAAGAGUCUAAUGGAUGCUAGGCCGGAAAACGAGGACCUCAUAUGUGUAAAGUCCAUGGAGCAUCAGAUGUGCACCUCGGAUUUCGGUGGUCCACUAUUUUGCGAUGGUCAGCUGUAUGGGAUAGCUCUGGGCUCCAUCAAUUGCUCCAGUUCAGAGCCAGUUUUCUUCAGUGACGUAUCGUUCUACAACAGCUGGGUGACCAAAAUGAUAUCGGGGGGCUUUAUCGCAGCGAGAUUUUCCAUUUAUUCCUACAUCAUUUUAUUGCUCAACCUUAUAUGGAAACAGGACAGGGAAAUAUAACUCUCUCUAGAGAAAGGAAAAAUUGACCGGCCCCUGCGAGCCAUGGAAAAUUGGGGAAAGCCCUAGGAAACUUUCGCCUGUAUUGCACCUGUGCCACGUGUGGCACGUUCACUUUCCCCCGCCCAGAAAAACCGCACUGACUUUCCUUUCAACUCCAACAACCAUAUUUUCGGUUGUUCAACGCUUUUACACUUUUGCAUUAAUCAAGAAGAAAAGAAAACUGCCGAAAAAACUUAAUAAAUUUGUACAUAAAACAUGAUUGAUAAAGGCCAUAAAUAAUCCCAAUAAUAA